UGAUUGGAAACUUCAAGUUUUAUGGUUUUCAAUGCAGUAGAAUGAAGAUAACAAAAGGAUGUAUUGCUGUUAAGACGCCCUUUUUUUUUGUUCUUUCAUCCCUUGUUAGAUUUUGAAACAGCAACAAAGUUAGCAAUUCAUAAGUACAAUACUCACAUCGAGUUAGUGACAGUGACUCUAGGCAAUGGUAAGAGAAGAACGCCGUCUUUCAACUUUUUGCAGGGACUGUUCUGAUAGUGCAAUCCUCUGCUAUCCUCAUAAACUGUGUCAAACCCUAUGGUUGUCUAAAGAGUACUGAUGCACAUUACGAAUGAAGAAUUGCAACAGCAAUGCAUCUUUUUUCUUAUCUGGAAAAAAAAUUCAAAUAUGGCUGGAUCACUGUAAUUCAAGUGCAAAGAGAUAAUACUACGAAGCUGAACACUGGAACUACAACAUUCAAUUUACUAGUAACUUCUAUUUUGCAGUUGGGCAAAAGCUCAACAUCAAGUAUUCAAACAGGUCCUCAUACGAGCCAUUUCACCCCCACACAAAACGCAUCUAUUUAUCUUGAUGUUGCUUCCAUCAAAAAGAAGAGACUUGUCUAUAUCAGCUACGAUAGGUCAAAUUCACUGCUUGUUACCCAGCAUCGAUCUUUUAGUUGAUUUGUAUGCAAUAUAGCGUUUCGUCCAUACACCAUCAGUUGCUUUAAAAUAUUGUCGUUAUUAUCCGCUUUGGAAUACAAUCGCUUUUUACAUAAGGAAAAAGCCGUGCAGCGUUCAUUAUGCAUCUUGUCAAGAUGGCGGUUUAGUAUUGUGGGGCUCAUAAGUUUACUAGAGCACUUGGGACAAGUUGAAUGAAAUUGCAGAUUCUCUCACAGACGAAAUACCCUUAAUAUAGUGUACUAAGUCGCUUGUGAAAGCAAAAAUACUACAGGGCAAUAUUAUUUUGUUAAAUAUAUCAUAUGCGUCUGUUUCUAAAUGGCGUAAUUUUUUACCCUUUGACUGCUUUUGAGUUCAGUUGACUGUAUGUUACCGCAGUAAAGGCAUUCCUAUUUAACAAUAGAG
This is a messenger RNA of Gilbertella persicaria, 1043 nucleotides long. RefSeq lists its product as uncharacterized. The transcript is spliced from 2 exons. Bases 330 to 641 code for a protein of 103 amino acids. The record is from RefSeq and is a predicted model, not a curated record. Lineage: Eukaryota; Fungi; Mucoromycota; Mucoromycetes; Mucorales; Choanephoraceae.